UUUGUGCCAAUUGUCCACUAUCGGUCGUAGCCUCGUAGCCGAUCAGAGAAACAUUUUGAAGCAGUGUUAGUCUUUUAUGCCUAAGGACUUAGGGUGCGAUUUCCUCCCGCGUCUGCCGCGGUUGCGGGCCCGUAGUCACAAACAACACUACCAUACUACAACCUCUGCUCACCCCCCUCCAGGUACAAGACGAUGACCAAAAAGACACAAUACCAAAAGUAGAAGUAAUGGUCGAGGAGGUGAAACUGGACUGUGACGUCACUGUCAAGGAGGAGCUACUUGAUGAGGACAUUGGGGGUAUUGGGGAUAAUGGGGAUUUGGGGGAUAACGGGGAUAGCGACGCGGGGGACGUGGGGGAUAUGGUGGAAGACGCUGGAGGGGAUGAUAUCGGUGAUGUCAAGAAUGAAGACAGCGACGGAUCAGACUCGGAUUACUUCCCCAGCAACACGUGGGCCGCGGCCCCGCCGGCGUCCCCCGGGGCGCGCGGGGCGGGGCGCGGGGCUGGACGGGGCGCGGGGCGCGGGGCGGGGGCGGGGGCGCGCACGUGCGCCGUGUGCAACAAGUGCGUGAGCAGCGCGUCGUACAUGCGCGUGCACAUGCGCACGCACUCGGGCGAGCGGCCCUACAAGUGUACGCACUGCGGCCGCGGGUUCAUCACCAGCUCCAAGAUGCAUCGACACGUACUCACUCAUCAGGCCGAUAAGGGCGAGCUCAUAACGGAAGGUGAGACCAAAGAGGAGGCAGUCGAGAAGGAGACAGCAGAAGAAGAGGGAGAUAAAAAGUAA
This is a messenger RNA of Spodoptera litura, 785 nucleotides long. RefSeq lists its product as uncharacterized. The record is from RefSeq and is a predicted model, not a curated record. NCBI's taxonomy places the organism in Eukaryota, Metazoa, Arthropoda, Insecta, Lepidoptera, Noctuidae.